Oreochromis aureus is the source of this 2195-nucleotide messenger RNA. RefSeq lists its product as uncharacterized. The record is from RefSeq and is a predicted model, not a curated record. Bases 203 to 1585 code for a protein of 460 amino acids. The transcript has 5 exons. Lineage: Eukaryota; Metazoa; Chordata; Actinopteri; Cichliformes; Cichlidae.
UUCACUAUCAUUCAUAUGUUGCACCUGAGUGGUAAAGCUUGCAAUAUGAUCUGAUCCUUGUAUUGUGCAACCCAAAAGAAACCAAAUUUUUGGAUUUAUUUCCGAUGUUUUUGGCUUCUUUGCCAACAAUAUAGAUUCUUUUUUUUUAACUAUUAUUUUUAUUUUCUGCUUGUUUUCAAGCCAUUUUACUCGGAAUUUUCAGAUGUUCACAUGUCCGUUGGGAACUGGUUUCAUCUCCACUGGCUGGAUGGAGCUGUUAAAACAUUUAAAAAAGAAGUUGGUUCUCCUCUUCAUCACUGCUCUCUUCCUCUUUUUGGUCUUCACUUUGAAAACGCCCAGCACAUACAAAUCAAACCCAAAAUCAUCAGUGCCUCCAAGUGCUUGCUCCAUGAGGAUAUCCGAGCAGACCAUCACGCCGCUUAACAAUACCAAGCACUUACUGGUGUCAGCCUACAUGGACCAAAGAGUGAAGGAUUUUGAUAUACGCAUCAUUGGCAUAUUUAGGAGAGACUCCAUCCAACCCCUUCACUGCUUUUUCUGCUGUGCUGGUUAUUUAAGUGAAACCACUCCAGCAACAAUUUUACAGCAUCCAGAUAACUAUGGUUUUCCCUUUGUCACUACGGAUGUCAUGUGUCAGAUUCCUCAGAACUGCAAUGCGACACAUAUCACUCUCUUGACUACACCAGACAAACAGAGUCCAUCUACUCAUCAAUGGCUCCCAAUAAGAAACAAAGACACAGUUGGACAGAAGGAAGAAAACAUGCAGUUUGACUUUACAAUCUGCAUCUCUAACCUCUUUGGCGACUACAACAAUGUGCUUCAGUUUGCACAGACUCUGGAGAUGUACAAGUUGCUGGGUGUGAACAGAGUGGUGAUCUAUAACACCAGCUGUGGUCCAGAGCUCGAUCGCCUGUUGCAGAGUUACAGCGACGAGGGCUUUGUGGAAAUGGUUCCUUGGCCCAUUGACAAGCAUCUGAAUCCAUCUCGUGGCUGGCUUCACUCAGAGCACGGAGGGGAUUUGCAUUACUUUGGCCAACUGACCACACUUAAUGAGUGCAUUUACAGAUCAAUGGAGCGUUCUCGCUACGUCCUGUUGAAUGACAUUGAUGAGAUUAUAAUGCCAUACCAGCACGAGGACCUGAUGUCUUUGAUGAACAUGCUCCGAAAUCAGCAUCCAAAUGCAGGGGUGUUCCUUAUUGAGAAUCAUAUUUUCCCAAAGAAACACUUUGAGCCAAGCGGACGGUUUCACCUGCCUCAGUGGAACGGGGUGCCAGGAAUUAAUAUUCUGGAGCACAUCUACAGGGAGGACCCCGCCAGAAACAUAUACCAUCCAUACAAGAUGAUAGUUCGGCCAAGAAUGGUGGAGUGGACUUCAGUCCAUGAAGUGAUCAAGAAUUUUGGAGAACGCUACAAGGUUCCACUAGAUGUUUGUCGGAUCGUUCAUGUCCGCGUGGCUCUACUGGGAUCAUUAACCCUGGAGCAGCUUAAUGUGGAUAAACGACUGUGGGACUUUCAGGAAAAACUCAUUCCCAAUGUGGACAAAGUGUUGAAGAGGGUGGGAAUGCUGAAAUUGACGCAGAACUGAUGGAUAAGAUGUACAGGCACUACGAUGGACACUUGUUAAACGCACUGAAUCAGAUCGUGAAUGUGCACCUUUGAAUCAGGGGCAUUUGUGUGUCAUUGUUUUUUGAAUGGUUUGCUUAUUUUGCACCAAGUGCCAGUAAAAUCCCUACACUUACCUGAAUCCUGUUUAAUUGCCAACCUUGAAUAAUUACAAGCUUUUUGAAGGGCACAGUGGUUCUAAUGCUGUGUGAUAUGAGUGUGACCAUUUAAAUAGUCCUUAAUAUAAAUCUGUUGACAUAAAGAACUGCAAAUGUUUUAACUGUCCUGUGUAUGUCCCCUGAAGAGAGUAAAAACAUUUACUAAAUCCACAAUAUAACAUCCCAUAGAAUUUGUCCAGUCGUCAGGUUGGAAGAACCAGAGAUGGGGAAAGAAUUUGGAUCCGGGAUGGCUGUAGCUCAGGAGGUAAAGCAGGUUACCUACUAAUUGUAAGGUUGGUGGUUCGAUCCCUAUCAAAUCACCACAAUAUGCCAAAUAUUCUUUGGCAAGACAAUAACCCCAAGUGUCUCUGUGAUGUAUACACUGCAUUAUGAAUGUUAGAUAGAAAGAGCUUAUGGAAUAAAGUUUAAAUACUA